Triticum aestivum (bread wheat) is the source of this 2767-nucleotide messenger RNA. RefSeq lists its product as uncharacterized. The transcript has 11 exons. The record is from RefSeq and is a predicted model, not a curated record. The coding region runs from base 108 to 2180 and encodes 690 amino acids. Lineage: Eukaryota; Viridiplantae; Streptophyta; Magnoliopsida; Poales; Poaceae. Gene Ontology annotation, molecular function: protein binding.
CGCACCUCUCUCUCGGAGUCGGAACCCUCCCUCUCCUCUGAACCCUCGAAAAAAAAAACCCUCGUUCCCGUCGCCGCCGUGCCGUCUCCCGUGUGGUCGGGAGCAACAUGGAAGCUCUCCUCGCGGCGGCGGGCGCCGGCGACCUCGAAUCUCUGGAAAAUGCCAUUGCGGGGCUCGACAACGAGGCGAAACGCGCGGCCGCCGCUGCGCGGGACUCCGAAAGGCGUACGGCGCUCCAUUUCGCCGCCGCCGAGGGCCACACGGGGGUGUGCGCCUAUUUGGUCCAGACGCUUGGGGUUGACGUCAACCCUAGGGACCUCCAUGGUGAAACUCCGCUCUACAUAUCUAUCAAAAAUGGUCAUGUUGGAACAGCCAAUUUGUUGCUUACCAAUGGAGCAGACCCGCGUAUUAAAUCUCUGCUUGGAAUCACAACCCUUCACCAGGCCGCAAUUAGGGGAGAUCUAGAACUUGUGAUGAUUCUGCUCGAGAAUGGUGUAAAACUUAAUUCUCACUCUUAUACGAUGGGAACACCACUUGCCUGCGCUGUUAAAUCUGGUUCAUUUCCUUGCUUCGAUGCUUUAGUUAAGGUAGGUGCAGCCCCAGAGACUAUGAAAUACCCACUACAUGAUGCGGCAGAAUGUGGCAGUACUGAAAUAGUCAACUAUUUUCUUGAAGCUGGGUAUGAUCCAAAUAGCUGUAACGAAGCUGGUUUGAAACCAAUACAAAUCGCUGCAUCCAAGAAUAAUCUCGCAGUUGUGGAAGUCCUCUUUCCACUUACCACGCAAGUCUCAGAUUUUCCUAACUGGACUGUUCCUUGUAUAAUGGAGUAUGCAAUGCGCAAAAAUGAGGAAAUGGCGACAGAUCAAGCACAUAUAGAAGAAGCUGAUCCAUGGAGAUCCCAGUUUGUUAAGAGGGCUGCAAAGGAACUGUCAGAUAAGGAAAUUGAACAGGAACUUGGAAGACUGUUAGUGAAAAACGAGAAUGAAUUCUUCAAGGAGUGGUCACCAAUGAAAAGGAGGUUGUUCUAUGAGUCAACCUUGGUUAGACCCACCAGUGUCAAGCAAAUAUCUGACCAUGACGGUGCAAAAAUAAAGAACAGCGUCAUUUUUGAUUUGACAUACGACAACAGGGCCCAAAGCAGCUAUCUGAGAGCGAUCAGCCAUUAUCGAGCUUGGCAUUUUUCUGGUUCAGAUCUAAUAUAUGAAGUUGGUCCUGAACGGAAGAAAUUCUGCGUAUCAAGAAAGGACCAAACCUUCGUGUUCUGGUUUCGGUACUUUGAGCAAGAUGUAGGACUUGUGAUUGACGGACAGAGUGUGUGGGUAGAGGGUAUUCUAAGGAGAAGUCGUGCUGAAGAUGGCAAAUAUUCAUAUCGCCCAUCUAUCCAGUUCAAUGAUGCUCGCAAAGAGGGAAGCAGCAGCCACAAUCAACAGGCGCCACUUUCAGAUAAAAAUGCAACUCCAUACAUUGUUGAUACUGGCUUGAUACUGGCUGAUUAUGGAGGCACCUACGCAGGUGCUGUCUCCAAAAUGAAGGUAUCACUUCGCACGACUCGCACUGCAGUUGUUGCAGUUGCUGGUCAUGACAAAAAAGAGUCAUUACAUAAGAAUUGUCAUGUUGCGUGCGACAACCUUGUGUUGUUCGCAACAGAGGCUGGAAAAAAUCUUUGGGUAUUUCAAUAUACCAUGCAUUCCCUUGAUCCUAAGCUGCAAAUGCCGAUUUCUGUUCCUUCAAGCUUAGAUGGCACUGUCACCAAUCACGAGCAGGUAUCUAGAAGUGUCUUGUCAACGCUUGGAAAAGUAACAGGGAAAAAGAUAAAUGAUCUUGAUAGAGGUGGAUACAAUAUUGUCAAAGGUGCUGUAUUCAGGACAUUGUGGCAAUGCAUCAAUGCAUAUGUGAUCUUGCGUAGAAAAACUGUUUUCAAGACAAAGUUCUUUCUGAAGAGCAAGGACUCAGAGUACAGGACUCAAGUGAGAAACAAGCCACAGGGGCAACGCAAUGAAACUACUGAAGAAUUCAAAGAAAGGUUGCGUGAAGAGAGUUUGAGAACAGGAACUCUCUUUGAUGCUAAAUCCCAUGCUGGUGUCAACUGCUACAAAGAUCCACGUUGUUCUAUGCCGCCAAUACCAUCAAGGAAGAUGUGGUAUCAUUCAGAUGAGCUGUUUUACCAUUCUGAGGAAUAAGUGAAGCUUAGAUGACGGAUCUCAACUACAAGAGCAGGAGUUGGUUUGUAGGGAGUAUAAGAUCAGUCUGAGGUCAGCUUACGUUGAGAGAAGAAAUGCCAUGCCAAUCAUCAGCCAGUGUGCGUGCGCUUCAGUGAAAUGAAAGAAAGACAUUGUAAAUUACUAAAUUGAACUGAUACAAGCGGUACUUCCUCCUAGUAGUAUACUCCCUCUGUACCACAAUACUUGUCGCAGGGGGAACUUGUACUGGUUUUCUCCCAACGACAAGUAUUUCGGUACAGAGGGAGUAGUAUAUGUAGUAGUAGUGAAACAUAACCAACUAUAGGAAGUAGGAAGUGCGUGGCGCUCGAAAGGAAAGCAUGUUUCAUCAGACAAAUCUGCUCGGUCAUAUUAAGUGGAGUGGAGUACCAUCAGUAGCACAGUAGCAAUCAUCAUAGGUAUGAUAACUAAGUGCGCUCUUAUGUCUGUGCUGAUGAGUGGCAACUUUGUUAAGUUUGUGUGGCUGGGUGUUGCCGACUUGCCGUUGCUGCAGCUGCAGCUAUCCUUUAGUUUUCUGAACCUAAGUGGAGAUGCUGCAUUCCAGUGUC